Molecule: messenger RNA, 2599 nt
Organism: Aphidius gifuensis
Lineage: Eukaryota; Metazoa; Arthropoda; Insecta; Hymenoptera; Braconidae
Product: CLK4-associating serine/arginine rich protein
Exons: 10
Coding region: 140-2422 (760 amino acids)
Source: RefSeq, a predicted model, not a curated record
CAUGGCGACCGCCUGCUAAAGAAAUUCUAACUGACAAGAAGUCUUAAUAACAAUGUCUUUCUUUAAUUUUAAUAUUUUAUAAGUGUAAACUUUAAAUUAUAAUUAACAUUAAAUAAAAAAAAAAACAACAAUUCAUAAAAUGAAUUUCUCAAUUAAAAAAACUGGAGGCCGAAUGUGGCAUGAAGCUAGAAAACAAGAAAAAAAAAUAAGAGGAAUGUUGGUAGAUUAUCGAAGACGAGCUGAACGUAGAAGAGAUUAUUAUGAAAAAAUAAAAUCAGAUCCAACACAAUUUUUGCAACUUCAUGGAAGACCAUGUAAAAUACAUUUGGAUGCAGCAAUUGCAGCUGCUGGUGAUAGUCCAGCAAACAUGAUGCCAUGGCAAGGAAAAGAUGAUAAUCUUAUUGAUAGAUUUGAUGUAAGAGCACAUUUAGAUUGGAUACCAGAACCACCAAAUACAAUUGAUGUUGAUGUUGCUUUAACAAGUGAAGACAGACAUAUUAAUUAUGAACGUUAUAGAAUUAUUGUUCAAAAUGAAUUUUUAGGAGUUAGUGAAGAAAAAUUUUUAAAUCAAAUUCAUCUUGAAGAACAAUUUGGCUCUUCCACAAAACCUGAUUCAUCAAAAGAUAAAAAAAAAUCAUGUAAUAAUGCAGCAAUUGGUUAUAAUUAUGAAACAGAUGAACCAAUACCAGAAACAACAAAAACAGAACAUAAUAUUAUUGAUGAAAAACAAGAUGAUGAAGAUAGUGAUGUUGAUUUAGAUAUUUGUGUUGAUGUAUCACAAAUUGAACCAUCACAAGCACAUGAAAUGAAUCAAACAGCUCAAAAAUAUGGUUUACUUGGUGCUGAUUAUUUUAGUUUUUUAACUCAAGAUUUUGAAGAAGCUGAAACAUUACGUCAAGCAAGAAAACAAGAAGAAGAAAAAGCUAUGUAUUCUGGUAGAAGAUCAAGACGUGAACGUCGUGCAUUUCGUGAAAAAAAAAUGAUUGGUAGAGUUGUUAGUCCACCAAGUUAUGCAGCACGACAAAGUCCAGAAUAUAACCCAUAUAGAAAAUCAUCAUCAAAAUCAAAAUCAAGAUCAACAUCACCAAUAAAUGCUGGUAAAAUAACAUAUAUUACAAGUUUUGGUGGUGAUGAAGAUACACAUGGUACAACAAGUCAAAUAAUACAAUCAACAUCAUCAUCAUCAACAUCAAAUACUAAAAAAUUUAAUAAUACAAUUAAUAGUGUACGUAAUAAAAGAUCUAAAAGUCCAAUUUUUACUGAUAGACAUGCUAGAAAAAUAAGUCGUUCAAAGACAAGAAGUCGUUCAAGAUCUUUGAAUAAAUUUAGAUCAUAUAAAUCACGUGAUUCACGUGAUAGAAAACGUUCAAGAUCAAGAAGAAGAUCAAUAUCAAGAUCAAGAAAAUAUCGUUCAAGAUAUGACAGAUCAAGAUCACGAAGUAGAUCAAAUAAAAACCGUUCAAAAUAUCAAAGAAGUAUAAGUAGAUCAAGAUCAAAUUCAUCAUCAAAAAGUUCACCAUCAAUAACAAGACAAAAAAGAUCAAGAAGUCGUUCAAAUAGUUAUUCAAAAUCAAGAUCAAAAUCAACAAGUUGCUCAAGAGAAGGAUACAGAAAAAAAUAUAAAGAAAUGUCAAAGUCAAGAUCAAAAUCAAAGAGUCCAUUGACAUCUAGAUCUGAAAAUAAAACAUCUAAUGUGGCUGUUAAAAAUAUCGAGAAUAAAACAUCAACUUUACCUAGAUAUUAUGGUCGACGUGGUAAAUCUUCAAGUUUAGAAAUUGACGUAUCUGAUUCUGAUGAAUCAAAAAAUUUGAAUAAUUCAAAAACAACAAUUUCCAUCACUAACAUAAACAAGCCAAAAGCAGGGUUAAGUACCAAUUCUGGUGCCGGACACAAAUCGGUGAGAAUAACACCGCAAGAGCGGCUUAAAAAAAAAAUGCAAGCUUUGUUGAAUAGACAAUACAAAGCAGAUAAAAAAGCUGAACAAGCUCGUAUUGAAAAAAUGGAACAACAACGUCAAGAUCGAGAAGAUGAGAUUCGAGAAAUGUCAUUAAAGCUUCGUCGAAGACAAAGAGAAAAACGACAUCGAUAUGAGGGUCAUAGUUCUGAUUCAAGAUCAUCAGUGUCAAGAUCACCAAGUCCAAGACAUUCAGUAUCUUCGUCAUCAAGACGAGAUCGUCGUGAACGUGAUGAACGAAGUGACGUUGAUCAUGAUCGUGACAGAGAUCGUAAUCGUGAUCGUGAUAGAGAUCGUAAUCGUGAACGUGAUAGAGAUCGUGAACGUGAUAGAGAUCGUGAUCGUGACAGAGAUCAUAGUAGAAGAGAUGAUCGCAACAGAAGCCGACAUGAUUCACGCAGACGUUAUCGGGAUAAUUCACCAAGAUCUCCAAGUCCCCGUAACAACAGAGGCCUGGUUGAUUAUUAAUAAAUUUUUUUUGCUGUCAACUGGAACUUAAUUAAUUAGGUGAAUUAAUUGUUGGUUUUUUUUUUUUCUACUAGACACUUAUUCGCUCAAAUUUUGUGAGCAUUUUCACGUAAUUCCAAUUAACUUUAAAAUUUUAAUAUUAAAAAGCAAAAUGGGUAAAUUGAAUAUUAAAAUAGU